AUGACCAGAUUAUACGGAGAUGUGUCCCUAAUGAAGAAGUCACUGGAAUUUUGGAUGCUCAUUACUCUUGGGCAUGUGGUGGACAUUUUGGUGCUAAAAAGACUUCUAGGAAGAUUUUGGAAGCAGGGUUCUACUGGCCAACACUCUUUAAAGAUGCCUACAAUUACUGCAAAGUGUGUGAUAAGUGCCAGCGUUUUGGUGGAAAUAGUAGAAGACAUGAGAUGCCUCAAGUUCCAAUGCUUUUCUGUGAAAUAUUUGAUGUGUGGGGGAUAUUUUAUGGGGCCAUUCCCUCCAUCUUUUGGUUAUCAUUAUAUACUAUUAGCUGUGGAUUAUGUUUCAAGAUGGGUGGAAGCAAUACCAACAAAAAAGGAUGAUGCAGCCACUGUUGCCAAGUUCAUUAAGUCUCAUAUAUUUUCCAGAUUUAGUAUUCCUAGAGCCAUGGUUAGUGACAGAGGGACACGCUUUUGUAAUAGGUUGUUGGAUGGUCUUUUUGCUAAAUAUGGAGUAACUCACAAGAUGUCCAUAGCUUAUCACCCUCAAACUAAUGGCCAAACAGAAAUUUUAAAUAGGGAAAUUAAACAGAUUCUUGAAAAGAUUGUGAGACCAACAAGGAGGGAUUCGAGUGUUAAAUUAGAAGAAGCUUUAUGGGCAUAUAGGACAGCUUUCAAGACCCCAAUUGGUAUGUCUCCUUAUAGGCUAGUAUAUGGAAAAGCAUGCCACUUACCUGUAGAACUUGAACAUAAAGCUUAUUGGGCUGUAAAAAUCUGCAAUAUGGACAUGGAAGCUACUGUAAUUGAAAGAAAAAUGCAGAUACAAGAGUUAGAAGAAAUUAGACUUGAGGCAUAUGAGAAUUCAAGGAUGUAUAAGGAAAAGACAAAGCUCAUUCAUGAUAAAGGCAUCUUAAGGAAACAUUUUAAGGAGGGUGAUCGUGUUCUCUUAUUCAGGGCCAGAUUCAAGUUUAAACAAGGGAAGCUCAAUACAAGAUGGGAUGGUCCAUAUAUAGUUACCAAAGUGCAUGAUUUUGGCAUGUUGGAACUUCUGGAUGAGCAAAAUGGUUGCACAUUGAAGGUCAAUGGACAUUUGCUUAAACUCUGA
Neltuma alba is the source of this 1095-nucleotide messenger RNA. RefSeq names its product protein NYNRIN-like. Gene Ontology annotation, biological process: DNA integration. The record is from RefSeq and is a predicted model, not a curated record. NCBI's taxonomy places the organism in Eukaryota, Viridiplantae, Streptophyta, Magnoliopsida, Fabales, Fabaceae. The transcript has a single exon. The coding region runs from base 1 to 1095 and encodes 364 amino acids. Gene Ontology annotation, molecular function: nucleic acid binding.